CAGGCGGGCGGGCGACCAGGCGCUCUCAGGCCGGGCACUGUCUGCCGUCGUUGGCUAGGAAGCCGAGCGGCCAAGUGGUCCUCCAGGUCCAAUUUGGGCGGCACCGUCUCCUUUUUUGCCGGUUGAGCUGUCAAUUUGGUCGGACGCCGUGUGUGGUUCACCGAUUCCACAUGCCGGCCCCUGCCGCGCCCAAUGCCUGCCCUGCGUCACUCGCCGCCUGCGACACCGCCCCUGCAGUCCGGCGGGUCUGGCCGAUAGGUCUGGUCCCCCAUGCUUGGCUGGCGCGGUUUCUAGAAUCUGGCGGCCACCCUAUUGUUCGUGCUAACGUGCGGGUGACCGGGUUCCAGGGGAAUUGGACCUCCGAAGUUUGUCUCCCAAGAUCUUCAUCCCGCAUCCCUUGGUGAAAAUUCUUGGAAAUUGAACUUAUCUCACGUUUUUUUUUGCAGAUCCGGUCUUCUCUUCCCAGUGUGAAAAAUGCAAGGCGAUGGACGCUCUGCUUAUGAAAAUAACGGUAAUGUGGAUUUGGGAUUAUCGGCUGGCAUCUAAGUAGAGCGUGGGGCAUCUGCGAGACCCAUGCGGGUCAGCCACGGCCCUCGGCCCCGUAUGCAUGCAGGUGCUACUACUGGGCGGCAAGCUGAUGCUCUCCCUGAGUUGGCUCCAGCUAGGCGGGUUGCUACUUCUGAGGGAUGACCUCUCAAUGUUCCAGAUAGAGCAUGCAUCCAACCUGUGAACGUACCAGACUCAGAUGAUGAUUCCGAUACUCGGGCAGCCCUAAAUUCCUGGUGGGACCUUGAUAGCAGCGGAAUACCGGGCCUCCCUUCUCGCGUCACGGAGGAGGACCUUAUCAUGGCAUGCGGUUUGAUUGGUAAUAAUUGUUUGUUGGAAACUCUGGCAGUUACUGACAUAUUGAGCAAUCCACCAACCCCAUACUUCGGGGUCCAUAUCCGCUCUCUAGAGUUAGGGAUGGUUGUGCCACUGCAUCCCUUCCUAAUUCGGUUCCUUCACUUCCUGGGUGUGGCACCAGGUCAAUUGGCUCCGGCAGCUCACAUGUUCGUUGCAGCUUUCGUGGCGCGAUGUGAGGGUGUGGGCCUCACACCCACGAUUGAUUUGUUUUUCAGCUGUUUCCAGUGGCGUGCUUCUAGCUUUUUCACCUCAGUCUCCCAGAGGUCAGUGAGCAAACUGUUUCGGUCGGGUUACCCCACUUCAGGCAAAGGGUGGAAGAAGAGAUGGAUCUGGGUGUCUGACCCCGAUCUCCCAUCACCUCCGUUUCAGUUGGGUGAGCGGGUUCGGAAGUGUGACCGGGUCGCUCUCUCCCCUGGUCUCAAGUCCUCCAUCGAGAUAUUGUCCGCAGGCGGUCCCCACUCCAUCAGCUCAUAUUUAGCUGUGCCUGAGAAGCUCGUUGUUGAGGCGGAAUCCGAUGAAGAGGAGGAGCCUCAACAAGUCAUCGUUCUUGUGGCAGCAACGUCUGCAAAGGGGAAAGGGCACGGAGCCCCCCCUCCAAGAAGGGUGAGAGUUACCUUCGGGCCUCGGCCAACUACGCCAGUGCAGGAGAAGCACAAGGGCGGACUCGUCGACCUGCUAGUCAAAUUGGAUGAGUCCGAUGAGGAGGAGGGGAGGAGCCCUGCCCCGCCGUUGCUGAUGUGGCCCCUAAGACUGUUGCGGGGAAAGAGCGCGGAGCCUCCUCCCCGGGCCGAGGGGAACAAGUCUCGAAGAAGGCUAAGGUCGCCCCCAAGUUUCAUUCCACUGAGCAGGUACACGAGGGUGCAGAUGAGAGGAUGAUCGAACGGAUCAGCCAUGACACCCCGCAUACAGUUACUUACGCAUUCCCAUCUUCGAGUGCCUCAAUUAUGCAUGAAGGCUUCCCGGUCGUGGAUUAUGCUUCAUCAAUCCUCCCACUAGGCAACCUCACCUGUACGACUUCCCAAGAGUUUCAUCCCCUCUUGGAGGGUUCCAUCCGGUCACAUAUUGAGGGGCUCGCCAAGACCAUCAGGGCACUCCACGCAGCCAAUCAUUCUCAGACCAGGCUUCAGCGCGAGGCUGACGAAGCUAGGGCUGCCCUGUGGGCCAGCCAGAAAGCCUUCUCCGAGCUGCAGUCCUCGCGUGCACAAGAAUGUGAAGAAGCGGCCAAACAAGGAGCCAAGAAAACGCUCUCCGAGUUCUAGGCCUCCGAGCAGUUCCAGAAUAUCAUCUCUGCGAGGGUGCAAGCGGAACAGUCUGAACUAGUGCAGAGGUGGCUGACGACCCCCGACGGAGAGUAUUGGCGCGCUCGCGAAGUCCUCUAUGCUUUUCAGAGUGGAAAGUAUUUGAUGCAGCAGAAGGUGUAUGGCCGGUUGAAGGAUCUCGACCUUGACUUUCAUCCAUCCACACUGGGCCUUCCUGGUCGCAUGAAGAAACCCGUGGAGGCGAUAGCCCUUCUUCCCCCAGAGGCCGUUCGUUAGGAGGAGGAGCUUGGUAGUUCGAACGAAUGGGCCUGGUUCUUUCCGCCAGCUCCGGGGAACAUGACUCCUGUGGCCCCCGGCCAGGACUUGGUUGGUGUGUUAGAUGAUGUUCCCGAGGUUGAUGGCGAUGGCUCUGUCCAGCCAUGACCUUGUAUUUUGUAUUUCCCUUGUUUCCCACUUGAAUACUUUGUGUUUCGAAUGGAUGUUUGAUUUUUAUUUCAUACGCCUACUUUUCUA
This is a messenger RNA of Cuscuta europaea, 2675 nucleotides long. The record is from the annotation of a GenBank genome assembly. NCBI's taxonomy places the organism in Eukaryota, Viridiplantae, Streptophyta, Magnoliopsida, Solanales, Convolvulaceae.